Messenger RNA from Rhipicephalus microplus (southern cattle tick), 453 nucleotides. RefSeq names its product zinc finger protein 233-like. The record is from RefSeq and is a predicted model, not a curated record. NCBI's taxonomy places the organism in Eukaryota, Metazoa, Arthropoda, Arachnida, Ixodida, Ixodidae.
AUGGCAGUGCACACCGGCGAAAAGCCAUACCAGAGCGAGAUCUGCUUUCGCGAAAUUGCUGUCAACAGCAACUUGCGUGCCCACAUGCGCACACACACUGGUGAGAAGCAGCACGAGUGCCAGAUUUGUGGGAAGCAGUUUGCCUCCUCAAGCCAUGUCAAGAUACACUUGCUGUCACACACAGGCCAGCGGGAUCGCAAGUGCCCGACGUGCAACAAGAGCUUCAUGGUUGUCUCCAACCUCAACGCACACAUGAAGAUCCACUUGGGCCAGCGGGACCACGCGCGUGACCUCGGCCACAAGCGCUUCUACACUAACAGUGAGCUCCGGUCGCACAAGAUGAUCCACACAGGCGAAAAGCUAUAUCAGUGCGACGUGUGCAACGAACGCUUCACCAAGAUGUCUAACUUUAACUCUCACCGCCUGGCACACUCACAAUAUUGGCACACUUGA